GAGAGUGACGAAGAGAGUGGGAGUUUUGUUUGUAGUUGUGCAUGUUGGGUGGAGGGAAAAUGACGACAUUAUUAAACAAACCCCGUUGAACAACAGGGAUGGCUGACUGCUAAUUUGCUAAAUCUUCUAAACCAAGUCAAAAUGGGCAGAAAAAAGUAUACGUGCAUGGUGAGGAUAGGGAUACAAAGCCAUGUGUCCGAACUUCCGGAACAAUCAUAGACAAACGGACGGCGGGAGAUGAAACCUCUGACACCCAAAAGCCGGAAGCUCCUCCUCGCAAAACCGCGUCUAUGGCUAAAUCUUUAGAUAUAUUAUGCUCUGUAACCGUACACCACCUGCUCGAUGAAAGGAGAGAAAGAAAACACCCUGACCCAUAAAAACCGAAGCCCGUACCAACUGAAUCUGAUAGAGAAAACUGGAAAAGAAGAAAACUUGGAGACUGGAGUGGAGAGGCUUAGCUUGUAGUGGAAUUCUCUCCCUCUCUAUAUUACUUAGGUGUGACGGAAGAGAGGUGGUUGGUGGUUUCAGGAGAAUAAUUUGGCUGUAUCUUUUUAAUAUAGUAGUGAUUAUGUUAUAAUUCAUACAUGUAUAUUAGAGAGAGAAAGGCAUAGUACUGUAGUAGUAGUUCUUGAGCUGGUAGAGUGCAGGUUGCUUGUUUCUGGUGAGAUCUUCAGUGUGAGGAGAAAGGUAUUUUGCUGAAGUGUGAAGAAAAAGCUAUGGCUAAUAGGUGGUGGACUGGAAAUGUAGCAAUGAAUCAGAUGGGGUCAGCUGGUGGGGGUCCAGAGCUUCAUCUUACAAGAAACAGUGGUGAAGAAGAGAAGGUUACUGGGUUGAAUAACCAUGGGCUGAUGAGAAGGGAGCAAGAUUUCAUGGCUGAUACCACCACUAACAGCAGUGAUGGGAAUGAAGGCCACGCUGAGGAGGUGAGCAGGGGCGAGCAGGAGCAGGAGCAGAACCCUGAUCCAGGGGCUCCCAGCAGCUCUGGGCGCCGCCGGCCUAGGGGGAGGCCGCCAGGGUCGAAGAACAAGCCUAAGCCUCCAGUUGUGAUAACCAAGGAAAGCCCAAACUCACUCCAUAGCCAUGUGCUGGAAAUCAGCAGUGGGAGUGACAUAGUGGACUGCAUUGCCACCUUUGCGCAGCGCUGCCACCGCGGUGUCUCUGUUUUGAGUGGCAGCGGCACUGUCACUGAUGUAACCCUGCACCAACCGACCGCCCCGGAUGGAGUGGUUACACUACAGGGAAGAUUCGAGAUAUUAUCGUUAUCGGGCGCGUUUUUGCCAGCUCCAUCGCCUCUGAGAACAACAGGACUGACAAUUUACUUGGCUGGUGGGCAGGGACAAGUGCUGGGUGGGAAUGUGAUGGGAACCCUGGUGGCUUCAGGGCCAGUGAUAGUGAUUGCUGCGACAUACAUGAAUGCAGCUUACCAAAGGUUGCCAUUGGAGGAAGAGCCAACCGACGAAGGGAUGGUGGAUGCUGGUUCUUCAGCAGCACAUUCGCAUGGCUUGGCCGAUUCUUCAUCGUCUAUACCUUUAUACAACUUACCUCCUAACGUAUUGCCCAACGCCCAACAUCCUCACGAAGCCCUUUGGCCUCCUGCUCCUCGUCCUCCAUCCUCUUAUUAAGCAUUAAUGGGAGGAAAAUAGGAGGCAGGUGAAAGAGAGGGACUUCACUGCUGUCCUUGUUGAAAACCGCUAGUUUCUCAUAUUAGCAUGGCAAAGAGGAACAACUUUAACUUUUCUUCUUUUACCCUUUUCCCCCUAUAAUCCCUUGUGAAUCACCUAAUGUUUUCUUUUCGCCUGUUUGGUUCUUGUUGUAUAAGAUGGCACAAUGUAUCAAUUUUCUUUUCCUCUUUAAGCUAUGCCUUUUUGUUCAAGUGUUUCUUCACCUUGAUGUUAUAUUGUGGCAAUGAGGAACAGUCAGAGAUGACGAAGAAGCAAUUGAAAUUGAAAUAUUUUCUUCAAACAAGGUUGGUGAACAAACGAUAUAAAUGUUUUCUUCCAAUCAACCUGUCCUAGAGAUGGGCUGGAAGUACGGGUGGGGGAAGGUUCAUCUGUAUCUAUGCUUGCUACCACUUGGAACGUUUUAGUCCAUCUCGGUAGGCCAGUCUCUGAAUUUAAGUGCAUUGAUAUGCUGGAGGAUUUUAGUCCAUUUUGGCGGGCCAAUCUCUGAUUUUAAGUGCAUUUGGUAUGAUGAUAACUUCUUUUUUGCUCGUAUCUAGCUAGUCAAAUGCUAUUCUAUGACCUUGAAAGCAUUUCAUUAUGUCCUUGUCUAAAUAUCCAUGUUAAUGGUCAUUAGAAUGAAGAUUGAUGUUCCCAUUAGCUAUAAA
Messenger RNA from Ipomoea nil (Japanese morning glory), 2326 nucleotides. RefSeq names its product AT-hook motif nuclear-localized protein 15-like. The coding region runs from base 717 to 1622 and encodes 301 amino acids. Gene Ontology annotation, molecular function: DNA-binding transcription factor activity; minor groove of adenine-thymine-rich DNA binding. The transcript is spliced from 3 exons. Lineage: Eukaryota; Viridiplantae; Streptophyta; Magnoliopsida; Solanales; Convolvulaceae. The record is from RefSeq and is a predicted model, not a curated record. Gene Ontology annotation, cellular component: nucleus.